AUGCUUUCCCGCCUCCGAGUUCCUAUGACGCGCGCGCUGUCGUCCACGUCUGGCGUGCCAUGGAACCAGCUCACGCACGUGAACAAAGAAGGAACCACGCCGUGUAUGGUCGACGUAAGUUCGAAACCGGCCACGCGACGCGCGGCCACCGCUCGCUCGACUGUCCGCUUUCCCCCGGCGGUUUUAGCUGCAAUUCAACAGGGCGACAGUGCUAAAACGUCGGUUUUAUCAAGUUCCAAAGGUCCCAUCAUCACGACUGCCGUCAUCGCAGGGAUCUUGGGCGCAAAACAGACGAGCGCGCUCUUGCCUUUCUGCCACCCGCUGUCCCUAGAGAACUGCCACGUGCGACUCGACGUGCGCGAGCCAGAUGCGAUCGAUAUCGAAUGUCACGUGCAGGUGACGCAUAAAACGGGCGUCGAAAUGGAAGCGCUCACUGGCGCCUCCGUGGCCGCGCUGUGUGUUUACGACAUGUGCAAAGCGUUGAGUCACGAGAUUGUGAUUGAGCAGACGCGGCUCGUGCACAAGACGGGAGGCAAGAGGGACGUCGAGGCUUUGUAG
This is a messenger RNA of Peronospora matthiolae, 558 nucleotides long. The record is from the annotation of a GenBank genome assembly. Lineage: Eukaryota; Oomycota; Peronosporomycetes; Peronosporales; Peronosporaceae.